Fomitiporia mediterranea MF3/22 is the source of this 899-nucleotide messenger RNA. RefSeq lists its product as uncharacterized. NCBI's taxonomy places the organism in Eukaryota, Fungi, Basidiomycota, Agaricomycetes, Hymenochaetales, Hymenochaetaceae. The transcript has a single exon. The annotation marks the transcript as partial. The record is from RefSeq and is a predicted model, not a curated record.
CACGACCACAGCGCGAAUGAUUCAGCUCUACCAACGUAUUCCGAAGUGGAUGCUGACCGAGCUUCCAGCUCGCAAGCCUUUAUGGCGGAAACUACAACCACAACCGUAACGACCACAACCCAGACAACAACCUUCUUCUCGUUACCGCUCUGGCGUCGCCGAGCAGCUCCUUCCAUGAGCGCGGCUGUGUCGGAGGGUCCACAGAGAUCCGCGGUGCGUGCACGAGCCACAGAAGACGGACGAAUCGCUCGUGCAGUUAGCUAUAAUAUUGAUUUCAACAAGGACUUACCCGACGUACCACGCGAUGCAGACACGGUUGAUCCGUUAUUCGCGCGGCGUAGCACCGGAACGAUGCACUUUCCAACGUGCCCGCUAGAGGCCGUUCCAAGUUCUGAGCGAACCAGACCUUCGCGUGCAUCGACCCUGAUGCCUCCCCAAUCUCAAUCUACGUACACACUCGCACAAGCUGGCCUUGGGAUUGGUCUUUCUCAUGUUAUGCCGUCGGUUGCUGGUGCGACACCAAGAGGUCCAUCUACUUCGACAUCAGCAAGACCCAGUACUGCUCCAAGGCCGACACGAAUGGAUACCAGUCCUGUGGUUCGACGCGUUAAGAGCUUUUCGCGCUCGCAAACCGAACUCGCCACUCCGCAACCAAAACGAAAAGCAUCAAGCUCGCAGUUGCAGAUCGUGCCGAGCGGUGAUGAUUCAGGUGUUUUGGCAGAUGAGAACCCGUCUUCUAGUUCACCGAGUACUCGGUCAGAGUCGAGAUCCUUAAUACGAAGGGCUUCGUUUUGGACUCGUCGAAGAGUACAGUCGUUCAAGGGACCUAACGAGUCUCAGAGUCCUUCCGAACAAACGGCACGGUUGUCAUCUGCACCCGCCUUACCAGCAUUUCAACC